AUGCCCUCGUUCGGGGCAGCGGCAGAGCCCCCCCGCACCCCGGGCAGCCGGCGGGCACGCAAGGAUCCCGCUCCGAGCGGCGCCUUUCGGGCUCCCGGCGCCCCGCCCCGUACGGAGCAAGGGCAGUCCGCGCCGCUCCCGGUGCCGCUCCCGCCACCGGUGCGGUUCCCGGCGCGGUUCUCGGAGCGCCUCCCGGUGCCGCCCCCGGCGCGGCAUCCUCCCGGCGCGCCCCCGGGAGCGCACGGCCAAGCGAUCCCCGGCACGCCGGUCCGGGCCGGCAGCAUGCCCCGCGGGCCGUCCUGGACGCAGGCGGAGGUCGACAGCCUGCUGUUGCUGGUGCGGGACUCGGGGGAGUCCGCGCUGCUCAUGGCCUCCACGUCGCGACCCAACGAGGCGCUGUGGCGGGAGAUCUGCCAGGGGCUGGCGGCCGCCGGCUACGAGCGCACCGUGGCCCAGUGCCGCUCCAAGUGGAAGGCGCUCAAGCAGGCUUUCCACUUGGAGCGGGAGAGGCGCCGCAGGGCAGGACUGCGCUCGGCCCUGCUGCCGUCGCACUACCGAGCCAUGAAGAGCAUCUGGAAGGCGGCGAGGCAGCCCGUGUUUGGCGAACGGAGGAUGCCAGUCGAGAUGAGGCUGCCCUCCAGAGGGCGCGGGUCAGCCCUUGCCACACGCUCUCCAUCCUCACCAGAGCCGCCAGGGAGCCCGCACGGCGUUGGCAGGAACACCCCCAACUUGCUCCUGCCACCGAUGCUGCAGCGUGUCAAGGACGAGCCAGAGACCUGCUUUCCUGGUGAGACAUCCCUGGGGAUGGGAAGAGGAAACCAAGCGCUGCCACUGGCUGCUGCAGCCACGGGCUCCCACGGGACAGCAGCCACGAGUGAGCAGCCAGCAGCAGGAUCUGGAGUGACAGGCUUGCCCCAGAAUGUCCAGCAACUGCUGCUGGAGAUCCUGUACAUAUCACAGCAGCAGCAGGCACUUCUGGAGAACCUCUACCACAGCAUCGUGGAGAUGGGCGAGACCCUGCGCCAGCUUCUGCUCCAGACACACACCUAUCCUUGCCCCCUUUGCCAUUGUGUCCCCCCCAUGCCCCUUUUUAAGGGUGCCUCUGGGGUGCCCUACCACCCCGGUGCUCCUCACACUUCCCCGGAUCACAAAGAGAAGCUUUAG
Messenger RNA from Melozone crissalis (California towhee), 1164 nucleotides. Its product is annotated as homeobox protein Hox-A3-like. NCBI's taxonomy places the organism in Eukaryota, Metazoa, Chordata, Aves, Passeriformes, Passerellidae. The record is from RefSeq and is a predicted model, not a curated record. The coding region runs from base 1 to 1164 and encodes 387 amino acids. The transcript has 7 exons.